UUGGCGGAAGCGACGGGCCGGCCCGCACGUGAGCUCUGGGACUAUGGAGGGGGUAGUGGCUGCUGACGCCAAUGCCCACGCUGACACUGGAACCUCUCGCUCUCGGGGCCCUGGCUGCAGCCUCCGGCACUUUGCUUGCGAACAGAACCUGCUGUCCAGGCCGGAUGGCUCUGCUUCUUUCCUGCAAGGCGACACCUCCGUGCUGGCAGGGGUGUACGGGCCAGCCGAGGUGAAGGUCAGCAAAGAGAUCUUCAACAAAGCCACGCUCGAAGUGAUCCUGAGGCCGAAGAUCGGGCUGCCUGGGGUGGCAGAGAAGAACCGGGAGCGGAUGAUCCGGAACACGUGCGAGGCCAUCGUGCUGGGGGCGCUGCACCCGCGCACCUCCAUCACUGUGGUGCUACAGAUCGUCAGUGACGCUGGCUCCCUCCUGGCCUGCUGCCUGAAUGCUGCCUGCAUGGCAUUGGUGGACGCAGGUGUGCCCAUGCGUGCUCUCUUCUGCGGGGUCACCUGUGCCCUGGACUCUGAUGGCACCCUCGUGCUGGACCCCACAGCCAAGCAAGAGAAGGAGGCCCGCGCAGUGCUGACCUUUGCAUUGGACAGUGUGGACCGGAAGCUGUUGAUGUCUACCACCAAGGGGCUCUACUCAGAUGCUGAGCUUCAGCAGUGCCUGGCUGCAGCCCAGACUGCCUCGCUACACGUCUUCCGCUUCUACCGGGACUCGCUGCUCCGGCGCUACUCCAAGAGCUGAGGGAAACUGAGGCCGGUGCCCUCCCCCUGCCAACACCAUCCUUGCUCCGGCUGGUCACCCACCAGUGGCCCGGCCUAGACUCUGUGUCCCUGUGUACCCGGGUGAUCUUGUGGGUGUGCAGCUGUGGGGACUCCUGUAGCGGCCCCCAGGCCCAGGGGCACAGACCCCCACCCCCUGGAUCAAAUUAAAAGGAAAAACAGUCACUGUGUUGAUACUCCCUCCUUACUAACCACGUCUGUGGAACAGCCACUGCCUGCUGGCAGUGAAUGAGACCCACGUGCCACCGUCCAGGAAUCAUGGGGCCUAAAAAAGUGGUUGUCAGGUGGGACUCUGAAGGGGGAAAGGGGUGAGCUCUUAGAGGAUGUGGGGCAAGGGCCCCCAGGGGUUAAGCACCCACAAGGUGGCCAGUGGGCUGCAGUAGGAGCCAGGACAGAAGAGGAGAUGGGGGCAAGGGGGUGGGGCUGGCACCGUGUGCACACAGGGCUUCACAGACUACAGGACCUGGCACUGCUGCUUCAACCCCCACAUACCCUGUGACAUGGCAGCAGCUGCCAUUGCAGUCCCUGGUUACUUUAGGCAACAGAGAGAUCUUCCACCUGCAGGUUCACUCCUCAAAUGCCUACAAGAUCUGUGCCUGGGCCAGGCCAAAGCUGGGAGCCGAGAACUCAAUCCGGGCCUCCAUGUGGGUAGCAGGAAGUACUGGAGCUAUCACCACUGCCUCUCAGCUCUGCAUGAGCAGGAAAUGAAUGGGGAAUGGAGCUGGAACCCAGGCACUCAUGUGGAAUGUGGGCGUCCUAAGAGAAGAGACAGAGAUCUGCUGUCCCCUGGUUCAGUCCCCAAAUGCCAGCAACAGACAGGUCUGGGCCAGGCCAAAGCCAAGGGCCAGGAGCUCCAUCCAGGUGUCCCCGAUGGGUGGCAGAGGCACGCUACUCGGGCCAUCUUCCUCUGCCUUCUCCGGCACAUUAGCAGGGAUCUAGAUUGGAAGUGGAGCAGCCAGGGCUCAAACCAGCACUCCCAAACGAGAUGCUGGCAUUGCACGUGGUGGCUUAACCUCUGCCGCAACACAGGCCCCGUAAGUGGCGUCUUAACUACCGCCAAAUGCCUGUCCCCUGUCCUGUUUUAGACGAGGAACAAGCAGAGAAGUCAGUCAGCUGCUGUGGUCACCAGCUGCCUGCAGAGGGAUGGGGCAGGCCCCACAGCCCCAGCUGCGCAGCUGAUACCCAGGCAAACACCGGCACCCUGGACUCUGGUGCAUCACCUGUCAGGGAGGAACUGUGGCCCCUUGGGACUCGGGUGGAGGCACCCCAAGAGGCACUGAGAAAUGCAGGGAGCAUUUCAAUUUGCAACUGGACGGCUGCCUCUAUCCACUAGAACACUCAGCAGGUAUGAGCCCCGCACACGUGAGCUUUCUGCAGAGCCCCUCCCCCACAGCUGGGCCAGGCGCCUGCCGCAUCAUCCAGGCCCUCCCUGUGGGCCUCAGGGGCUUGCACCACCCCACAGUCCCCAUGAUGGCUCCCUGAGCAGGAAAUGAGUAUCUUGCCAGUCACUCCCUUAGAUGCUCAGGUAACACUAAGCCAGGAGUCGUCUCCUUCUUGGGACACCCAUAUCCCAUAUCGUAGCACCUGGACUUGGGCUCCUGCCACCCCUGUGGGAGACCCAGAUAGAGUUCCUGGUCCCUAUCUUUGGCCUGAGUCCAGCCCUGGCUGUUGCAGACAUUUGACAAUGAAACAAUUAAUAUAAAGAUCUCUGCCUCUCUUUUUCUUCUUCUUUUUUUUUUUUUUUUUUUUUUUUUUUUUAACAGGCAGAGUGGAUAGUGAGAGAGAGAGACAGAGAGAAAGGUCUUCCUUUUUGCCGUUGGUUCACCCUCCAAUGGCAGCCGCGGCCCGCGCAUCGCAAUGAUCCGAAGUUGGGAGCCAGGUGCUUCUCCUGGUCUCCUAUGCGGGUGCAGGGCCAAAGGAGUUGGGCCAUAGCAGAGAGCUGGCCUGGAAGAGGGGCAACCGGGACAGAAUCUGGCGCCCCGACCGGGACUAGAACCCGUUGUGCCGGCGCUGCAGGCAGAGGAUUAGCCUAUUGAGCCGCGGCGCUGGCCAUUUCUCUGCCUUUCACAUAGGUAAUACAACUUUUUCUAGAAAAGAUAGAUUUUGGGGCAAAUUUUUUUAAAGAUAUAUUUAUUUAUUGAAAGGGAGAAUUAACAGAGAGAUCUUCCAUCCACUGGUUCACUCACUAGAUGGCCACAACAGCCAGCACUGAGCCAGGUGAAAGCCAAGAACCAGGAGCUUCUUCCAGGUCUGCCACCCACGUGGGUGGCAGAGGCUCAAAUACCUGGGCCAUCUCUGGCUGUUUUACCCAGGCCAUGAGCAGGGAGCUGGAUUCCAAGUGGAACAGCCAGGACACAAACUGGAACUGAUACGGGAUGCCAGCAUUACAGGUGGCAGUUUUACCACAGCCAUGGUGGCAGCCCCAAUGGGAAAAAAUUUAAAAUCCACAAGUACAAGCAGUCUUCAGACAGCUCAUGCAAAUUGCUUGUUAAGAAAAAUUGGGGGCCCGCACUGUGGCAAAGUGGAUAAAACUGCUGCCUGUGGUGCCAGCAUCCCAUAUGGGUGCCAGUUCGAGAACCGGCUGUUCCACUUCUGAUCCAGCUCUCUUCUGUGGCCUGGGAAAGCAGUGGAAGAUGGCCCAAGUCCUUGUGCCCCUGUACCUGCAUGGGAGACCCGGAAGAAGCUCCUGGCUUCGAAUCAGUGCAGCUCCGGCUGUUGCGGCCAAUUGAGGAGUGAACCAGUGGGGUGGAAGAUCUCUCUGUGGAACUUUGACUUUCAAAUAAAUAAAUGUUUUUAAAAAAGGAAAAUCUGUGGAGCCAGUGUUGUGGCAUGGUGCGUUAAGCCACUGCCUGUGAUGCCGGCAUCCCAUAUGGGCACUGGUCAAGAGCCGGCUGCUCCAUUUCCAAUCCAGCUUGCUGCUGCUGAGUCUGGGAAAGCAGCCUAGGAUGGCCCAAGUGCUUGGACCUCUGCACCCACAUGGGAGAUCCAGAAGAGGCUCCAGGUUCAUGGCUUUGGCAUGGCUCAGCCUUGGCCGUUGCAGCCAUUUAGGAAGUAAACCAGCAGAUGAAAGCUCUCUCUUGCUUGCUCUGUUUCUCCCUCUCUCUGUAACUGCCUUUCAAAUAAAUUUUUUAAAAAAAUCUUAAAAAUUG
Lepus europaeus (European hare) is the source of this 3935-nucleotide messenger RNA. It is a transcript of the gene EXOSC5, whose product is annotated as exosome component 5. Gene Ontology annotation, cellular component: cytoplasmic exosome (RNase complex); nuclear exosome (RNase complex); nucleolus. The transcript is spliced from 6 exons. Gene Ontology annotation, biological process: nuclear mRNA surveillance; poly(A)-dependent snoRNA 3'-end processing; U4 snRNA 3'-end processing. The record is from RefSeq and is a predicted model, not a curated record. The coding region runs from base 44 to 748 and encodes 234 amino acids. Lineage: Eukaryota; Metazoa; Chordata; Mammalia; Lagomorpha; Leporidae.